Messenger RNA from Cuscuta campestris, 1147 nucleotides. NCBI's taxonomy places the organism in Eukaryota, Viridiplantae, Streptophyta, Magnoliopsida, Solanales, Convolvulaceae. The record is from the annotation of a GenBank genome assembly.
AUCCCUAAACCCGGCGGACUUCUUGUUUCUGGGAUUCCGAUAAAACUUCUGACGGAUAUCCGAUCAAUAGAAGCAUGGGAGGCCAUGGCGGUCUGAACAUCCUCCCGCAGAAGCGAUGGAACGUCUACAACUUCGACAACCGCGAGAAAGUCCGGCGCGACGAGGAGGCCGCCGCUCGGGAGGAGCAGCUCAAGCGCGACGAUGCCCGGAAGCGCGAUACCGAAUUGCGGCUCGAGAAGCUCAGGCAAGCGCGUGGAUUGGCAUCAUCUUCCUCGAGCCACGCCCCCAAACCCCCUUCAUCCGAAUCGGAACCCGAAACGAGAUCGGAGAAGGAUUCGAACCACAUCAAUUUGUUCCAAGGGAUCCGGAUUUUCGAUCCGGUUGAGGCGAAAUCUGGAUCUAAAGACCAGCGGCCUGUUAAGAAGGUGAAGAAGGAGCAGCCGCCGAGGGUCGUGACUGCGGAGGAUGAGAAGUAUAAACUGGGAUAUGGAAUUGUUGGGAAAGGAACGAAAUUGCCUUGGUACAUGGAAAGGCGUACAAAUAAUUCUGAUGAAAAGAGCGAUGAAGAGGAUGAAGACGAAUUGAUGCCAGCUAAGAAGAAGAGCAAUGGUAAGAAGACUGUGGAGGAGCUGCGUAAAGAGCGGCUCGAAAGGGAGAAACUAGAGAAACAGAGACAAAGUGCUCUGCUGAUGGAGAAGAGCCGCAGAGAUGGAGGGUUCUCCUUACGAAGAUGAGAAAUUGCAAUUUCAUGCUUAAGGAAGCAUGGCAUCGUGAUACAUUACGUUCUGUGCCGAACUCUGCACUGGUGUAUACGAUCUAAGCCACUCAGUGUGAUGGAGGAUGAUGCUGUGCCUCUUCGGUUAAGGUUCACAUGACUAAGGACUAUGAGGUUCGUACUUUCAUUGGUUCAAAUACAAGAACUUCGUGCUGUUUUUCUUAACCCAGAAGCCGGUGUAUGUUACGGGACUAAAACUUCUGUAUUUUAGUGAAGGAAGCCUUUAAGGUUGUUUUCUUACACUCCCAAACACCUUAUCAAUUUAAUUACUCUACCAGAAUAUGUAUUUAUGUGAUUAUAGAUAGUAGUAUGAUUCCUUUGUGUAUCACCGGCUCAAUUCAUAUAUCUAUAAGUGUAUUUAUAAGUGUACUA